AUGGUAACCCUCUUUCAGAUGUGGGUUGUUCCCCUCUAUUUCACAGUGAAGCUACACUGGUGGAGGUUCCUGGUGAUCUGGAUCUUCUUCUCUGUUGUCACAGCCUUUGUCACCUUCCGAGCCACACGAAAACCUCUAGUACAGACAACCCCAAGGUUGGUUUAUAAAUGGUUCCUGCUGAUCUAUAAAAUCAGCUAUGCCACUGGCAUUGUUGGCUACAUGGCUGUCAUGUUUACCCUCUUUGGUCUUAACUUAUUAUUCAAGAUUAAACCAGAAGAUGCCAUGGACUUUGGCAUUUCUCUUCUUUUCUAUGGCCUCUACUAUGGAGUUCUUGAACGGGACUUUGCAGAAAUGUGUGCAGACUAUAUGGCGUCUACCAUAGGGUUCUACAGUGAGUCAGGCAUGCCUACUAAGCAUCUUUCGGACAGCGUGUGUGCUGUGUGUGGGCAGCAGAUCUUUGUGGACGUCAGUGAAGAGGGCAUCAUCGAGAACACAUAUAGGCUGUCCUGCAAUCACGUAUUUCAUGAGUUCUGUAUCCGUGGCUGGUGCAUCGUGGGAAAGAAGCAGACUUGUCCCUACUGCAAAGAGAAGGUAGACCUGAAGAGGAUGUUCAGCAAUCCCUGGGAGAGGCCUCAUGUCAUGUAUGGACAACUGUUGGACUGGCUUCGAUACUUGGUAGCCUGGCAGCCUGUCAUCAUUGGCCUGGUGCAAGGCAUCAACUACGUCCUGGGUCUAGAAUAGCGUCAGUAGAGAACCCACCCCACCUGCCAUGGAACUCAGGGCACUCUCCUCACUGCCCUUGAAGAUCUCCUGGGUGGGAAAGACUCAAAGGGGUGCUUGGACCACUCAGGACCUCUCUGGCUAUGUCUGGGCUGGGGAGAGAUAUGAUGGAGAAUCAGCCAGUGGGGCUGUCAACAGUGGGGGGCUUUUUAAAAGAAAACUAUUUUGAUGAAUAUAUUUAAAAACCUUUUUUAUUGUGGAGCAUAGGAGUUGCCUCCUCCAGGCCUCACCCUGCUUGAGCAGGGUGGGGGCAGAGCCAUGAUGUUUUUGUUUAAAAGGAAUCUUCUCACCUCUGACUGAGAGCUUCAGCCUACCUACUUCCUUUCUCUUUCUUCCCCUCUUCUCCCCUCCCCUCUCUUCCCCUCUGCGUGGCUCAAGCCUGGUACACUCAGUGUGGAAAAGUUGAAGAGCUCAGACUGGUGCCACAGAGGAGCAACAAGGGGUGAAGUGUCUUCUCUCCUGCCCUCUCUGGAACAUAAGAUGGGUGUUGUCUAGAAGCUAAAGACUGGGUUGGUCAAGUGGAACUUCACCAUGACUUUUCCAAGGGAAGCCAUGGGGCAUCAGAAUUCAUUGGUGAUAUGUUUUGGAACAACUAGAAGAAUCAGCAGUGUAGAUAAUCUGCCCCUGAGCAGGGCUGUCAUCAGCCAGGAAUAGACACCAUCUAGUUGGGUUCUGGGGGCAAAUGUUUAUAGUAUUGAUUGAGGGCUUCUUGUACAAGUUGAUCCAUCAGCCUGGAAAUGGUGACGUGCCAAAAGCUACUCUGCACAUCACUUCUUUCCUGAAAGCCUGAGUGAGAGUGUGUGUGUUAGCGUGCGUGGAGCCGAAGAAUUACAACAGAUGUCAACAGUCAUCAGGCAAUGUGCUCUUGAAGUUAGCAGGGGAUUCCUAAGCCAGGGCACAUCCCUGUGUGAGCUUUGCCAUUCGGUGGAUGGGUGGGUGGGUAGAAGGGUAUGGCCUUGGUGAGUGCAGUUUCUGAAAAGGGGCUUCCUAUGAGUUUUGAAGAAAGUGGGAGGGCAGCCAGUGUUCAUUACCACAGUGUUUCAAGGGAAUGUAGCCCAGCAGGGCCUGCCCCUUUAAGGGCUGCAAAAAUCAAGCAAGAUCUUGUCUCUCCCAUCUGAAUAAAGCUCCAUGAGCUAGGUUGGAAAGCUGAACAUUAUUUGCUUUUCUUGCCACCUUUCCUUGGGGUCUUCAGGGUUGUCUUGCCUCUACUGCCCCUAGCUGAGAGCUGGGUCUUUGAGGUGGUUGGUGUUGCCUCUCCCCUACUCCCAUCCCGAAAUGCUGGGUUCCUGCCUGUGGCAUUAGGAGUCCUGGGGCAUCACUGGGCCCCAUUUCAAACUGAGGUGGCUCUCCAGCCUCACCACCUGAGAUCAGCAACAUGGGCUGGUGGAGUGGCUCAAGCAGAAAGAGCGCCUGUCUGGCUGGCGUGAGGUCCUGAAUUCAAACCCCAGUGCUGCCAAAACUAAAAUCAGUUGAGAUCAACACCCUGCCACUACCUACCUUUCUCAGGUCUACUCUCAACCUCAGCUUCUUUUAACCUGGCUGUGGCUUUCCAUGGUACCCCACUGCCCAUACCACCUGUGGGCCAAUCCUCAGGGGAAUGGGACAAAUAGUCACUUUUGUCCCAUAACCUUCCAGUGGCUGCCCUUGGUUACUCUCAGGUAGAGUCCUAGCUCCUCUCCCUGCCACCUCUAGUCAUCCCCCAAUGGACUGUAUCUUAGAAUCCCUCAGGUGGCUUUACCUCUGCCCUAAAUCCUGGAGAUCUGGUGUUCCUAGGGAGAAGUUAACCCUGCAGCCUAGUAUCCUCUGGCAGGAGGUAGGUGGAGUUCCUGAGAGAAGCAGAAAUGUGAGCUAGGCAUUCAGAGAAGAGGACCUAACUCUUAGUCUCCUGUGUCUGAAUCAAAAAUAUGAAUCUGUUUAUGUUCCUGAUGCAUCCUCCAAACCUAAUCCAUCUCCCAGAGUCCCUGUUUCUUAUCACUAACUCUCCUCUCAUUUUUUUUUCAUUUUUCUUUUAUUAUUCAUAUGUGCAUACAAGGCUUGGUUCAUUUCU
Molecule: messenger RNA, 2827 nt
Organism: Castor canadensis (American beaver)
Lineage: Eukaryota; Metazoa; Chordata; Mammalia; Rodentia; Castoridae
Source: RefSeq, a predicted model, not a curated record